ACAUCAGAAGUAGCAAGUAUUCCCGCCUGGUGCGUACUAUGCACACUGGAAGUUAAGCAGCAGGCAGCAGCUUUGUGAACAUUUAUCCAGUAUAAUCUUGGAGAACUUGAUUGAUUAUAUAGGCAGGCAUGGCAAGUCUUUCGGGCGUCUCCAAUUCACCUAUUCUGGAAGUUCUUAACCGUAAUAACUAUAAAAGUUGGAGGUUGCGGAUGAAGACUUAUUUGUUAGUUGAAGAUCUAUGGGAGGCUGUCGAAGCAAUCAGGGAACCUGCUGCAAAACCUGAAGAUGAUGAACUCGAACACAAGGCUUGGAAGAAGAAGAACGUUAAGGCUUUAUACGCAAUCCAAAAUUCCUGCGGGCCGGAGAUGUUUCAUUUUAUAAGCGAAACUGAAACUGCCAAAACUGCAUGGGAGACUUUGGAAAAAGUUUCGAUAUUAAGAGGAAAUAAUGUUGAGAACAGUGCUGAAAACUUCAAGCCCUACAUACCGUUCACCAAAUUUGUGAGCGAAGGUGAUUGGGAUAAGGCAAAGGAGUGCCUUAAACUUAAAGGACUAGACCUCCUCAGCGCCGUAAGAGCAAUAGAUCCGAAAGACGAGUAUGGAGACGCAGCCAUUCACGUUGCAGCCAUUAAAGGGCAUGUGAAUAUCGUGAAAGACUUGAUGUUGUUGAUGCCCCAAGAAGAUUUGAGAAUGAAAAACGCUAAAGGUUGCACAGCUCUUCAUUUAGCAGUAUUCAAUGGGCAACUGCAUACUUCGAAAGAGUUGGGGCUGUUGAUGGGAGGAGAAAUAGACAGCGUUGGGUACACAGCCCUCCACUAUGCAGCCCAUUAUGGGAAGGUGGGCAUUUUGAAAGAGUUGGUGCUCUGUAUGAGACCAAAAGACUUGAAAAUAAAAGACAACAAUGGUUACACAGCUCUUCACCUAGCAGUCAAGAAGGGAAAUGUGGCUAUGAUGAAAUAUUUAGCGGCGUUGAUUGGAGAAGUGAGAGGCCCUGAUGGUGACACUGCUCUUCACCUAGCAGUCAAGUUGGGGGCUGCAGAAGUUGUGAAAGAGUUGGUGUUAUUGAUGAGAGGGGAAGAUUUGGCAAUAAAAAAUGAUGAAGGUUAUACAGCUCUUCACUUGGCAGUAAAGAAGGGUAACGUGAAAGAGUUCAUGACAAAAGAAGAAGAGCGUGACUUUGAUAGCCAUAUUCAGUUCACCUCUUAUGUAACAGAAGGUGAAUGGGAUAAUGCAAAGGAGUGCCUUACAAAACUAGAUGAUCCCUGUGAUGCAAUAACUAUAGUGGAUCCAAGGGACGGAUAUGGAGACACUGCUCUUCAUGUAGCAACUAGACAAGGGCAUGUGCAUAUUGUGAAAGAGUUGAUAUCAUUGCUGAAAGUGAGACAAGAAAUUCAGGAAUUGCAAACUAUAGAAGAUAUCAUAGCUUUUGGUUCUGGUAUAAAUUUAGGGGUCACUGAAGAAGUUGUCAGGAAAAAGGCCAAGUACAUGGUCGAGCAGUACGAGAAGUUGCUUACCAUUACUUUGGAAGUACAAAAUACACAAGGUUCCACAGCUGUUCACAUAGCAGCAUCUAAUGGUAAUUUAGAUAUUUUUAAAGAGUUGAUGCCAUUAAUGAGAAAAGAAGGUUUAGAGAUACAGGAUGCUGCAGGAUUCACAGCUCUUCUCAAUGCAGUGGAGAAGGGUAAUAUCGAAAUUGUGAAAGAGUUGUUGCCAGUGAUGAGACAAGAAGGUCUGGAACUAAAAACAACCAAACAUGGCUACAAUGCACUUCACCUUGCGAUCAUGAAUGGGCAUAUGAAUAUUGCGAAAGAGGUAAUGCCAUUUAUGAGAAAAGAAGCUUUGGAAGAAAAAGACGGUGCAGGUUAUACAGCUCUAGGUUGUGCGUUAGAUGUACGCAGGGAUGGAGACGUGAUGGAAAUAGCCAAGUAUAUGGCUGAAAACAACACCAAAGUAUUUGGCGUACGCGUGCCUCCUUCUAGUUGGAUUCCAUUACUCAGGGCCCUCGAUAAUAGCAGAUGGGAUCUGUGUCGUUGUCUUUAUCCUCUUACUCCGUUGGAAUAUUUAAUGCCUGAGCACGGGAAGGCUGGUGCGCAGUUGAUUGUCGAUUGCUUUAGAGCGAAGCAGCUUGAUAUGGUCUUGGACUUACUUCGGCGUUGCUCUGGAUUAGCCAUCGUCAUCAGUCCAACUGGUGAUGCAUGGCCCCCCAUAAUGGAAUUGGCUCGCAUGAGCUCUGCAUUCUUAAGUGGAACUCAACUUGGCUUUUGGCAACGUUUGAUCUAUAAUUGGUUGCGCAUAGAACCUGCUAAUUUAAGCACUCUUCAUACUUGCAUCAAUAUUCCACAACAAGAGGAUAAUCGAGACAAUCAAAUUGAUCUCAUUCGCUCAGUGACAACUUUAUACAAGAAACUCGUAUACCGUCUCUUUACACUUCUAGGAGUCAUUCACCUACAUGAAAUGAAAUGGAUCCAUACUCGAAGCAUUGACAUUUUACGUUGCAUUAGUGAAAUGCUAAAAAAGGAACCUCCUACAUCAUCACAACUUAACAUCGUUAGAAAAUCGAUGUUUAAAGCUGUAGAACACGGGAAUGUUGAGUUUGUUACUCAUAUAUGUGAAGCACAUCCAUCACUGGCAAAUUCACGUGAAGAAAGCAAAAAUAUAUUUCAGUUUGCGGUUGAAUGUCGUCAACAUAAAAUUUUCAGCCUUAUAUACGGAAUCAGUGAAGAGGAUCAGAGAUUAAAUGGACUACGUGGGGUAAAUUAUCCAGAGAAUAUAUUACAUUUGGCAGGGAAAUUAUCUCCACUCUCAAGGUUCAAUCGUAUUCGCGGUGCAGCUUUGCAAAUGCAACGAGAACUACAUUGGUUCAAGGCGGUAGAGGAUAUUGUACCUCUGCAGAUGCGUGAAAUUCCAAAUUCAGAUGGUAUGACACCACAUGAACUGUUUACCAAGAAUCAUGAGGCACUAAAAAAGGAGGCAGAAGAUUCGAUGAAAGGAACAGCAACUUCUUGUACUGUUGUCGGCGCUCUUAUAGUUACCAUGAUGUUUGCUGCAGCAUUUACAGUUCCUGGUGGAAAUGAUGGCAGUACAGGUGUCCCAAUGUUUCUAGCUAAGAAGUUGUUUAUGGUGUUUAUAAUUUCAGAUACUCUAUCACUCGUUUCUUCCACAACUUCAGUCAUAUUAUUUUUAGGAAUCCUCACGUCACGUUAUGCAGAAGAUGAUUUUCUCAAGCAUUUGCCGACAAAGAUGAUGUUAGGUCUUUCCACCCUUUUCAUCUCUAUUGCCACCAUGAUGAUUGCCUUUUCUUCUGCCCUCAUCAUUAUGCUCUAUAAAGAAUACUCAUGGGCUGUUAUUCCUAGCAUUUUUGCUGCUAGUAUUCCAGUUGCCUCAUUUAUAUGGUUGCAAUUUCCCCUCCUUAUUGAGAUAAUAUGGUCAACUUAUGGACCAGGAAUAUUUGACAAGAAACUGAAGAAAGGCAAACCAUGGAUUAAACUCUGAUGCUGAUCUUUGGUUUUGCUCAAGGGAAGGAGGUGCGGCACAUCCUUGUGAGUAUGACUUCUGUAAACACAGCAUAACUCUGCUCGAUUAUAGUACAAAAAUAAGAGCUAGCUUUUUCCAAUGUAAUAUGUUAUUGUGGAUCCUAUAUAAGUGCUUUUGAAUUUCUGAUUAUUCCAGUUUGCAUUCUGUUUGGCAAUAAAAAUACAGAUGAGCUGGAUUCAUAGUGCUGAGUGUCCUGAUGGGGAUAUGUACUACCAGAAUCUGUGUAAGAACGGGUUUAAUAAGUGUGUUGUGUGUUAAGGAUGGAAUUUCCUUCAUACUGGCUCUUUC
This is a messenger RNA of Fragaria vesca subsp. vesca, 3821 nucleotides long. RefSeq lists its product as uncharacterized. Lineage: Eukaryota; Viridiplantae; Streptophyta; Magnoliopsida; Rosales; Rosaceae. The record is from RefSeq and is a predicted model, not a curated record. Gene Ontology annotation, molecular function: protein binding. The transcript has 9 exons. Bases 129 to 3491 code for a protein of 1120 amino acids.